Molecule: messenger RNA, 3512 nt
Organism: Aricia agestis (brown argus)
Lineage: Eukaryota; Metazoa; Arthropoda; Insecta; Lepidoptera; Lycaenidae
Gene: dve
Exons: 6
Coding region: 71-2224 (717 amino acids)
Biological process (GO): chromatin remodeling; regulation of transcription by RNA polymerase II
Molecular function (GO): RNA polymerase II cis-regulatory region sequence-specific DNA binding; DNA-binding transcription factor activity, RNA polymerase II-specific
Source: RefSeq, a predicted model, not a curated record
CGGCCGAGCGGGGCAGACGUGUAGUGCUCGCCGCCCCGUGUGCUAUGUUGAUGUCGUGAAUCGGAACAAAAUGGACUUUCAGAGUGCUAUGGAGACGUUCGCUGAAGCCUGGGCCGCCGCCAACACGGUCAAGUCCGAGUCCGCUGACAUGUCGCAGCUGCCCCCGGAACUCCGUCGCAAGUCGCCUCGCGGUUCCCCCGAAGAGCGCAUGGCCAGGCCGCCGUCCGCGCCCGCGCACCACCCCCACACCCCGCACACUCCGCACACCCCGCACACGCCCCACCUGUCGCCCAAGAAGGAGGCCUUCAACAAUCUACUCAAUAAAGGAAUCUCGGGUAAAACCCUCCCCGUGCACUGCGUGGUGGAGGCAGUGACGACGCUGGACGAGGGCUGGCGGAGGCGCGCGGCGGUGGAGACGGACAGCUACGUCAUCAUCCCCGCAGCCACCGCCUUCCACGAGCUGGUGCCGGCCGCCAUGAUGAGGCUGGGUUACCCGCUGGAGCUGGCCGCGGCCGCUAGAGGCUCAGUGGUCAUCAACAACUGGAAGCCUCUGCCGCUGGACCGCAUAUCGGACGGGCCGUCCACGGUUGGCGAAGUCCUUGGGGAGCUGACCACGGUGGCCACACUGAGGAUCCAGCUGCUCCGGCCCAGGAGCACCCCGCUGCAGGACAUCAAGGACAAACUACUCCGCCUACUGCUCAUACAGAGCCGGGCUCUGCUCAUGUCCACAGGAUGUCCGUUGGAUGAUGUAACGCUGGCGCAGAUAUGUCGGGGGCAGGACCGGAGCACGGGGCCCCACAACUACCACGAGCCGUCGGAGGACACUCGCCGAAAGUUCGAGUCGUGGUGGAGCGCCCAGGUUACGCCCCGUCCCCCGCCGUUCAGCCCGCGCUACCCGUCGCCGAGCCCCAAGAACAGAUCCCCGACGCUCAACGCGCUGCCGGAGCAUCUGCACCCGGCCCUACAGACGGUUCAGAGCCAGUAUCCGACCCAAAAAACUAGAAUGAGAACGAGCUUCGAUCCGGAAUUAGAGUUGCCGAAGCUCCAACGUUGGUUUUCGGAUAACCAACACCCUAGCCGACAGCAGAUACAGCAGUACGUACGAGAACUGAACAAUUUAGAGUCUAGACGUGGUAGAAAACCUUUGGAUGUGAACAACGUCGUUUACUGGUUCAAAAACGCUAGGGCGGCUCAGAAGCGCGCAGAGCUGCGCAGUAUAACCGGGUUGGGGGGCCAUCUCGGUGUGAACGGUUUUAACAGCAGAAGUCACAGCCCUACAAAUGGAUCGAUGCUAUCUGGCAACGAUUACGGAUCGCAUGAUCAUCAUUCAAUGAAGAGUCCGAUGCUUUCCGAGAGCCCCGGAAGAUACCCGAUGUCUGUGAUGUCAGAAGAUAACUUAUCAAAUGGUGGCUCUGAUUUAGAUGAUGAUGUUGGGGAUAUGAAUAAUGAUGAGCGGCCAGACAGUCCGGAUGCACCACUAUCACUCAUCACAACCAAAAAGCAUAAUAAUGAAAAUCAAGAGGAACAAUCUAAGGAGUCCUUAAAGCCUCCGGAUAUACUCAAGGCAAACGACAUCAAACAAGAGCCCAAAGACUUGAGUAAAUCUGAAGCUACGAACUCUCCCCAAAGAUCUCCGGCUAAAAAUAGCGAUAGUUCGCCUCACAACAACAAUAACAACAACAAUGAAGAGGAAAACGGGGGCCAAGACGAUCAGGACGUCGUAUCUGACGAUGAAAUGACCCAGGAGAGGCAUUACAGUCCGUCGUCCCCGCACCUCGAUCGUCUGCCGUUUCCGAUGGUCCCCAAUCAUCCGAUGUUCGGUCACGGUAUUAUGUAUAUGAGCCAGUACAUGACCGGUUUCUCCGGCGUACCUGUCCCUGGGGAGGGCGCUAGCGGGCUAAACCUGGCCCUGGGAGCACCCGACGAGAGACGCAAACGGAACCGCACUUUCAUUGAUCCGGUCUCGGAAGUUCCUGUUUUGGAGCAAUGGUUCUCGUUGAACACCCAUCCUUCCCACAACCUGAUCGUCAAAUACACGGACGAGCUAAACAGGAUGCCGUACAGACAGAAGUUUCCGCGGCUCGAGUCAAAGAAUGUACAAUUCUGGUUCAAGAAUCGUCGGGCGAAAUGCAAGAGGCUGAAGAUGUCGAUGUAUGAACCGACCUCCCCCGGCCACUACUCUCACCCGGCUCACCACGCUAUCGCCGAACGCAAAAUGGUUUAAGUCGAGUAUUAGUAUACUUUGGUAUACGAGAUUUUGAAAUUCCAUCGAGGAAGACUGAAGUUUUUAUGGUUUUGUGCCAUGUUAGUUUACGGCGGUUUGAGAACGCGUCAAAUUGUAUUAUAGAUAUUUCAAAUAUAUUAGAAAGUACGUAAACCUUCGAAAUAGUUAAUGUAACGAUAGGUACAACAAUAGUAUUGAGACAAACGAGAGAUUGACGGUUUCCCAUUUUCAUUUCGAACAUAGUUUCAUGUUCAUGUACAUAGCUCGCGAAUAUUACUGUUUCAUGUAUGAAUCUCAGGCGUACUACUCAGUACUUUGUAUAUAGGUAGUCUUUAUUUAUUAGAUAAUUUGACGAUAUCGCUAUCCUUUCUGACCGUAUCGUGUAUUCGCUUAGUCUAUCUCCUUGUAUAGCUCAUGUAAAGUUUAGAAGAGUAAUCAUGUUAUACAUUCUUAUGGUUAUGUAACAUAGAGUACAGAUUAAUCGCACAUAUAACUUUAUUUGUAAGACUAAAAUUUUACUGACUAUUCUUAGGGACUACUUUAGCCUGUGGGCUAUGAAUGUUGAAAUUGUUAUCGAUAGCUACGCACAUUCCAUCGUUGUUACAUGAUAUUUUAUCCAAAGAUUCAUUAGCAGUUAUUUGAAUUAUUUUGUCAUGCAAUGCGAUUAUUAUUAAUUUUAUGGUCAUCAUUUAUGGUCAAUUUCAUGAAUUUGCUUUGGUAUAAUCUUUCCAGCUUUAUCUGUCGUUUUCAAAAGUCAUCAACUAUAUUGUAGAAUUUUCAUAUUUUCGAAUAUAAUUUAUUAUUAUCCUCGUAAUAGUCAUAAUUAAAUUACUAUUACAAUAAUAUUGAUAGUUUUCUGAUGGUCGCUAUUAUUUAAUAGUGUAUCACUAGUCAGAACUAUUGCACUAUCUCAUUUUUGUAUUUCAAUUGUUUCAUUAUUAAUAAUUUCAUUAUUAAUAAUCGCAUUGUUAUCCUUAUUCAGUAUUUACGCAUUUACUUGAGGCUGUUUUGUCAAUCUUAUUAUAUUGUUUUUUAGUUUUAAUAAUCCCUAGAGUUAUCAGGAAUGGAGUUGUUUUGUUAUAUACAUUUGCUUGUUUUGUGAAGCUGUGAUGAUAUUUCCAAAUAAUGUAAAUAUUUUAUUAAUGUUAAAUAAGGUUUUUAUCUAUUACGUCAUUAGGCUCACGCAAAAUUAGGCAUUUAUUCAUAGGCAUAAGGAUCGGCUAAAUGUUUAUCCUAUUCGAUUAUAUCAAAUAAAAUUCUAUGAAUAUAAUAAAAUACGAUAUUUAAA